CUCGCCGAUUUUCCCGUGCAUCUUUCUCCGGUCGCCUGGUUGCUAGACGACCCGAUGUGAAACAAGUAACCUCCUCGUCGAGACAAGAACAAGUAACCGUAACUUGGGAGACGCGAUGUCGCCAGCACACCGGCAGCGCCUGACCGGAGAACGCGGACGUGUCGACGCCAAGUGAGCGGGGACGGCCGGUCGGUCUGCCAGUGCCAGUGCUAAUGCUAAUGCUAAUCCCGACGCUGCAGUCCAUUUAAAGGGAAUGGCUAAACGUUAGCCAUGCUACUGAACUGUUAUGAGAUUAAACAAGAAAAUGAAGACUACCAACGAAGUCCACUCCUCAUGUCUCCGGUCCACGCGAGCGCCGCCACAGGCUGACAUGUCCGCCUAACGCGCACCCUCGUCGGCCGCCAACAUGUCAGCGGGGGCGAGCGACAUCCCGACGGAUGAAGACUGCGAGAUGUUGCCCGACAAUGGCUUCUCGUACUCUGGUGAUUAUUUGAAAAAGACACCGAAGAAGAAACCAGGGAAGCCGCCUCAUCCUCUCAGGUCCCCAUACCUUUCCAGCCUGAACGUGAACCCCAGGAAAGCGGCGGUGUCGGCCUGGAAGCUGCCGAGGACGUCCCUCUGCGACACCCCCGGCGGGGAGACCGGCUCGGCUCGCUUCACGUCCCUCAGCAACCAUCACGAUCUAAGAUUGGAGUGGGACAUGACACCAGAGUUUCCUAGGCACACCUUGGCCACCAGGCAACAUCCUCACUCGGCUCCCAACGCUGCCAGAGAGAAGGAGGAAAUGCAUAAUGAGAUCACGCUCCUCAAGAAGAGUCUCCAAGAGCAGAAGUCUGACAACCAGAAGAUGAAAGUAAAACUUCGGCGUCUGGAGGAGGACAACGCGAAAAGAGAGAAGCAGCUGGAGGAACUCCUGGAUCCCACCAAUAGGUCCGAGUACAUCCGCAGCCUGGUUGACAAGAAGCAUGAGGGCAGUGUGGUGGCGAACGGGCUGAAGCAGAGAAUACUGAAGCUGGAGCAGCAGUGUCGAGAGAGGGAGAACGCCAUCGGUAACCUGCAGAGUGAGUUGAGGGCCACCAACCUCCAGGAGAUGAGGAUGACUGUGAAGAACUAUUUUGAAGAGAUCCAGAGACUGAAGUUGCUUUUGGAAGAUUCAGAGAAGAGUGGUAUGUCAGAGAGUAGAGUGUUCCGUAGGCAGCAGAAGGCGCUGAGCUCCACCGUGCUGCGUCUGUCCGAGGACCUCAAGCAGCUGCAGCUGGACAACACCUCGCUGAGGGAGGAGCUGGACACGGAGAGCCCCGCCUCCGGCAUCAAAGGUUACAAAGAGUGGAGCAAAUACAGGCUCUUGAGGAGACUGCUUGAACUGGAGAAGAGGCUGGAAGAGAGAAACGCAUUGAAAGCAAGGAAUCGAUUGGAGCAGGCGUGUCAGACCACGCCCACCAACUUUGUGCACCGCGGUGUUCAGACCAUGUCACGUCAGCUUCUGGACCUGGCAGUCCAGACCACGCCCAUGGACAGCGUGGACGCGGGAACGGAGACCGCAGAUGAGGACGACGUGUCGGCCCUGCGAGGGCGUGUGGAACUACUGGAGGCGGAGACGACGCAGUUGCAAGAGACGCUGACCAAUAAAGAAGGGGAAGUGAGACGGCGGAUGACUCAACAGGAAGAAGCGGAGGAAAAGUCACGACGGCAGCACCACGAUGAAGUGGGUGAGUUGAGGAAGGAAAAAGAAGAGCUCGAAAAGCGACUGGAACGCUGGAGAAGGGAGCAGACGAGCGAGCGAGAACUCGAGCAAAGGCGGCACCAGGAAGAAGUGGAACAGCUGAGGAGCGAAAAAGAAAAAGAGGUUGAACGAUGGCGUUGCCAACUAGAAAUGGAGCAACGGCAGUACGAACAGGAGCUGAGGCAGCUGGGGACACUAAUCCAAACUCGAAAGGAGGAAAGAAAUGAUCCCUGUGAUGCUGGCGCAGUCCAGGACGAGGCGGACGAGGCGGACGAAGGUGACGACGAUAAAGAAGAGGAAGAGGAACAUGAACGUCUGAAGCCAGAUCCAGACACCCAUACAAACAAGAGCAAGUACAAAAGUGAGGCUCUGCAGCCUGGGGAUCGCACCAAUCUGCUGGAUGGAGGAGCCCUGGAUGAGUUCUCCUUGGUCAGCAUCCAGGCUGCGUUCAGGGGCCACCUGGCUCGCACUCAACACAUCGCACAGAGCUCAGGGUCCUUUACAUGUGUAAACCAUUUGCCAAGGGGAGCGUCAUCAGAGUUUGAAAACAACACAACUGCUGCAUCAGCUAAAAGGAGGUCGGACGAGGAGGAAGCGCCGCGGCCUGUCUCCGGGACUCAUAGAUCGCUAACGUCUUCUAAAGCGCUGGAUGCGGGAGACCUUGACGCCUAUUCGGAGGACUUGGACAUCUCUGACGAUUCGGACGACAUCAUCGUGGCCGAGUCUUACCCUCGUAGAAACAGAGAGGCUAGGAUCUUGUGACUGCUUGGGAGAGCCUGGAUUAUAUUGCGGCGUAUGUAUGGACCGUAAAUUCAUCGCUGGACUUCCUAUCGGCAGUGGAACACAAGAAAUCCGUCAUUCCUGCCGCCAAAGUGCCUACAGACGUGGCGGUUCCGCUAGCUGAUAGCAAUAACAAUUGUAUUUUCCUUGUACUGAGUAUGAGGCGCACUGGAAAAAUGUUUGAAUGAGCCUUAGUGACAUGUUUUUAAAAGCCUUAUUUACACUAAUACAUUAUUCUACUACAGAUAGAGAACAGUUACUUCGGGGCUAUCUUCUUUUUGUAACUUUUGAAAUGAGUUUCCAUGUUUUUUAAAUAGGGAUUUCCAUCAGAUUUCAAUUUAGGGAUGCUAACGAAUAAAAUACAUGUCACCCCUUCCUGGAAAAUUGGAAAUGUUUUCCUUUCAAAAAAAAUUUGCUAAAAUUAA
Phyllopteryx taeniolatus (common seadragon) is the source of this 2928-nucleotide messenger RNA. It is a transcript of the gene iqce, whose product is annotated as IQ motif containing E. The coding region runs from base 407 to 2485 and encodes 692 amino acids. The record is from RefSeq and is a predicted model, not a curated record. The transcript has 22 exons. Lineage: Eukaryota; Metazoa; Chordata; Actinopteri; Syngnathiformes; Syngnathidae. Gene Ontology annotation, molecular function: protein binding.